Messenger RNA from Penicillium subrubescens, 748 nucleotides. RefSeq names its product 40S ribosomal protein uS11. NCBI's taxonomy places the organism in Eukaryota, Fungi, Ascomycota, Eurotiomycetes, Eurotiales, Aspergillaceae. Gene Ontology annotation, cellular component: cytosolic small ribosomal subunit; ribosome. Gene Ontology annotation, molecular function: structural constituent of ribosome; mRNA 5'-UTR binding; small ribosomal subunit rRNA binding. The transcript has 3 exons. Bases 67 to 519 code for a protein of 150 amino acids. Gene Ontology annotation, biological process: translation; maturation of SSU-rRNA from tricistronic rRNA transcript (SSU-rRNA, 5.8S rRNA, LSU-rRNA); ribosomal small subunit assembly. The record is from RefSeq and is a predicted model, not a curated record.
CUUUGCGAACUUUUCCUUCUUCUCCUCCAUAUUCCAUCCACGACAACCCCCAUCCAUACAUUCGCAAUGGCUCCCAAGAAGGCUCCCGCCGCCGCUAAGGAGAACGUCUCCCUCGGCCCCCUCGCUGGUGAUGGCAAGCUCGUUUUCGGUGUUGCCCGCAUCUUCGCCUCCUUCAACGACACCUUCGUUCACGUCACUGAUCUUUCCGGCCGUGAAACCAUCGUCCGUGUUACCGGUGGUAUGAAGGUCAAGGCUGACCGUGACGAGUCCUCCCCCUACGCCGCCAUGCUGGCUGCUCAGGACGUCGCUGUCCGCUGCAAGGAGCUCGGCAUCAACGCCCUCCACAUCAAGAUCCGUGCCACUGGUGGUAACGGCACCAAGACCCCUGGUCCCGGUGCCCAGUCCGCCCUCCGUGCCCUUGCCCGUUCCGGCAUGCGCAUUGGCCGUAUCGAGGACGUGACCCCCACCCCCUCCGACUCUACUCGUCGCAAGGGUGGUCGCCGCGGUCGUCGUCUGUAGACGUGUGGGGUCUCUUUCUUCUCCGACUGCGACUUCAUUGCGUGGCUGGACUGGAGGCUUCCUGCAGGGUCUACUUGCACUUGUGGAUGGAAUAAACGCGAAGAACGGCCCUUAUUGCCUGGUCUUCAGAUAUUUUCAUGCCCUGAAAAGUUCUUCUCAGUUUUAGCGGUUGGCAUAGGUAGUCUGUUAUGACCACUUGAAUCAAUUGACUGUGUCUGAGUAUAUAUCA